AUGCGUUCUCCCAAGCAACUGGCGAAGCUCGCCAUGCUUUUACUGCUGGCGUUGCUGCUGCUCUGCAAUGGAGUUCGCAACGUUCAUUGCUCAAGGAUCCACGAGAAUAGCGUCGAUCUGCACUCGCUAAUUGAGUUCAACAAGAGCAUCACCGACGAUCCUCAAGGAGCCUUGAGUAACUGGGACACCACAACCCACUUCUGCCACUGGAAUGGUGUCAACUGCACCACGACACCACCGUUCCGUGUCAAGCAGCUUAAACUCAGCGGCUGGAACUUAGGAGGCCAAAUCACCUCCUCUCUUGGAAACUUAAAUUUCCUUGAAACGCUUGACCUUUCAUACAAUAACUUCGUUGGCCCCUUGCCUAUCCUUGGCAAUCUCCAACGAUUGCAGACACUUUAUCUGUACCACAACCGUUUAAAUGGGAUGAUUCCUGAUUCAAUUACCAAUUGUUCCAACUUGGCCAACUUAGAUCUAUCCGCAAACUCGCUAGUUGGCGUAAUUCCACCAAAAUUAGACCUGCUUUCAAAUAUGUCCUACUUAAACCUAUCCAGAAAUUCCCUAGCGGGCGUAAUUCCUACGAAACUGGGCUUCCUUUCCAAUCUGACCGUCGUAGAUCUCUCUGUAAACUUGCUAGUGGGUCAAAUUCCUCCCAAACUAGACUUACUUUCGAAACUGUUCUACUUGGAUCUCUCUGGAAACUCACUAGUGGGUCAAAUUCCUCCGAGAUUAGGCUUUCUUAAAAAUCUAGAAUAUCUCUAUCUUGGAUCAAACCAACUCGAGGGGAGCAUUCCUGAUGAGCUUGGGCAAUUGCUGCAAUUGGAACAGCUGCUCCUAGGCAACAAUAAGCUUACAGGUGAAUUCCCACGCAUGCCAUCUUGA
Messenger RNA from Triticum turgidum subsp. durum (durum wheat), 882 nucleotides. The record is from the annotation of a GenBank genome assembly. NCBI's taxonomy places the organism in Eukaryota, Viridiplantae, Streptophyta, Magnoliopsida, Poales, Poaceae.